GAACAACAUACAGGGAGCAGAAGCAGCCCAGCUGAUUUGACCUUGACACUAAACGACGACCGGCAACGGAUCGCGUAACAGUAAUACUGCAAACGCAGCGGAAUACAACAUGCGUCUCACGACGAUAAUAAUACUCAUCCUGAUAAAGAGCACCGGGCUCAUGACGGAAGAAGUACAAGAAAAAUCUUCAUAUGAAAUCCAAAAGUUUACGCAUACACCGGGCAUAUAUUUCGACAAACAAGGUCAGUUAUACCAAAUCGCAUCCACCUGGAAAAUAGUUAUUAAAGUAAAUUUGAAAACACUAGACAUUCGACGAGAUCAAUUAGAAGAAUACCUUGAAAAUACAAAAAAAAUGUGUGAUAUACAGGGAAUAACAACAAAAACUGGGAAAACAUGUAACAAUCUAUACAAAAUAGUAAAAACACGACUAGACCGAACACGACAAAUAAUGAAUCAAAUAUACGAAAUACAUUCAAUAAUACCAAAUCGCCGACGCGGAUUAAUAGACAGUAUAGGUAUGUUAACUAAAUCUCUUUUCGGGACGAUGGACGCAAAUGACGAAAAAAUUAUAAACGAGCAACUACAACUUCUAGAAAAUAGACAAGAAACAUUAAAACACGCGACAAAUCAGCUAAAGAUACUAAACGCAACAGUAGGACAUUUAGAAAAAUCAGAAAACACCAUACAAAAGAAUGAAAAAACAAUAUGGGACAGCAUAACACAAAUAGGUGACUCACAAACAGAACUUGUUUCACGACAACAUUUGGACGAACACUUUAUAUUACUUGAUGCAGCCUUGAACAAUUUAGUACAAGACCAAAAUGACAUACUAACUUAUUUAAAUAACAUUAAACAAGGGUACUUACCAAUACAAAUAACACUCAUUAAUGAUAUUAUCUCUCAAAUAAAAGAAGCGGCAAUUCGUGUACCACAGAACUUACAUUUUCCAUUUAGAAUCUCGACAAAAAACUGGUUAGAAAUUGAAAAAUUUAUAACACUAAAUGCGUAUUAUCAAAAAGGAAAUAUUUUUACAGUAUUAAAGAUACCACUAAUAACGUAUCCUAUUUACGAUAUAAUAAACAUUCUUCCGUUACCAAUAUACACGGGAAACGACACAUUCGCAUGGACCGAAAUUACUUAUAAUAAAAUUGCGAUUAAUAAAGAAGCGAAUUCAUAUUUAGUGAUAAGCGACAACGAUUUACAAGAAUGUAAAAAAAUUAGCGAUCAUUAUAUUUGUGGACAGGGGAAUCCAAUAUAUAAAAUUCAAGCGGACUCACCAUGCGAAGUUCAUUUAUUUAUGACUUUAGAAAAAACGGGAAAUUGUCACACAAAAUAUAUUCUCGCCAACCACACAGUAUUGAUCGCACUAAAAGAAAGAAAUGCAUGGUUAUAUUCUACCCGGAAUGAACAAAACAUACAUAUUCAAUGUAAAAAUAAAAAUUAUUACAACAAAAUCAAGAAUACAGGAAUAAUAAAAUUCAAGGAACAAUGUAAAUUAAUAAUAAACGAAAUAACAAUACAAGCACAAGGAGUAAUAGAAGAUAAAAUAAUAGAAACAUACAUACCGGAAUAUAAUAUAACCAUAGCAAAAGAACAAAUAGACACAAUAAAUAACACAAUACCGCGACUAAAGAUGAAAAAAAUUAUUCAAAAUCCGACGGAAUUAACCGACUUAAGUAGAGAAAUAACACAAACACAAAAAGAUUUAGAAAACUCAAGUAACCCAAGUAUAUUUACAAACUACAAACAUUUAGUUUAUACUACCGCACCGAGUGGCAUAAUUAUCAUAAUUAUAAUAAUAAUUGUAAUAUUUUUAUUAAGAAAAAUAAACAAAUUAAGAUACCCCGACAUUAAAAUACAACAUGAUCUCGAACAAAAAGCAAGGGUAUCUCAACAAAGGCCAUCCGUAUCUAUUAUAGAAAGCGAAAUUAGUGAAAUUACUCCAAGAUUACCAGUACAUUAUAAACCAUCCAUACCUACCAUAUCCUCACUAAAAUGUAGACAUAGCAUAGAACAACCAUAAAACGACUAUAGAAAUAAGCAAACGAUUAUA
This is a messenger RNA of Odontomachus brunneus, 2053 nucleotides long. RefSeq lists its product as uncharacterized. The record is from RefSeq and is a predicted model, not a curated record. Bases 110 to 2023 code for a protein of 637 amino acids. Lineage: Eukaryota; Metazoa; Arthropoda; Insecta; Hymenoptera; Formicidae. The transcript is spliced from 2 exons.